Mangifera indica (mango) is the source of this 576-nucleotide messenger RNA. RefSeq names its product germin-like protein 9-3. The record is from RefSeq and is a predicted model, not a curated record. Gene Ontology annotation, molecular function: manganese ion binding. The transcript has a single exon. Lineage: Eukaryota; Viridiplantae; Streptophyta; Magnoliopsida; Sapindales; Anacardiaceae. Bases 1 to 576 code for a protein of 191 amino acids. Gene Ontology annotation, cellular component: cell wall.
AUGACAUCAUUAAAGUUUCAUCCAACAUCAGAUAUUCUCACUGACUCCAUAGUUCCUGCAAACUCCAGUGGCAACGCCAUAGGUGGCUCUUUCUUCGCCUUCACUGGAAUGCGUAAAUCAUUUUAUGAAUUCCCCCCAAACUUCACGGUGACUAAAGCCACUGUUAAAGAGUUUCCAGCUUUGGACGGCCAGAGUGUCUCUUAUGCUUUGAUAAAAUAUCCAGCAGCAUCCAUUAACCCGCCUCACACACACCCGCGUUCAGCUGAGCUGCUCUUUGUGGUGGAUGGAAUUCUAAAUGUUGGUUUUGUUGACAACACAAACAAGCUUUACACACAGACCUUGCAGCUCGGUGACAUCUUUGUAUUCCCGAAGGGAAUGGUGCAUUAUCAGUCGAAUGAUGAUCCGAAGAAACCCGCCGCCGCGAUUGCCGCCUUUUGCAGUGCUAAUGCAGGCACGGUUUCGGUUCCUUUGAGUGUUUUUGCUACUGGCAUUGAUGAUGUUGUCCUUGCCAAGGCUUUCAAAACUGAUGUUGCAACCAUCAAGAAGCUCAAGGCUGGCCUUGCAUGGCAGGCUUAA